CCCCUUGCGGUUUGGCGGAGUGCGCGUGCGUGGCGGGCGGUCGGUCGGUCAGCUGACUGUCAACCGACUGCAGGAGCUCGAGGCGGAGGCAGCAGCAGCAGAUCGUUCAAGAUGGAUUUCAGCAAACUUCCCAAAAUCCAAGAUGCCGAACACGAGACAAUGGUUGGAUAUGUUUUUGGAGUCUCGGGGCCCGUUGUCACUGCCUCAAAUAUGGCUGGAGCAGCGAUGUACGAGCUGGUCCGUGUAGGUCACUCUGAGUUGGUUGGUGAGAUUAUUCGUUUGGAGGGAGAUAUGGCCACAAUCCAAGUUUAUGAAGAAACUUCUGGUGUAUCUGUCGGAGAUCCUGUGUUGCGAACAGGUAAACCCCUUUCUGUGGAACUGGGACCUGGCAUCAUGGGAGCCAUCUUUGAUGGAAUACAGCGACCUCUAAAGGACAUCAAUGAUCUAUCGCAGAGCAUUUACAUCCCCCGUGGUGUCAACGUGAAUGCUCUGAGUAAAGACUUAAAGUGGGAAUUUACACCUUCCAAGAAUAUGCGGGUUGGUAGUCACAUCACUGGUGGAGACAUAUAUGGCUUAGUCUAUGAAAAUUCUCUUAUUAAGCACAAAAUCAUGCUUCCGCCAAAAAACAGAGGAACUGUGACAUAUGUUGCCCCAGCGGGAAACUAUGAUGUUUCUGAUGUAGUUCUGGAACUUGAAUUUGAAGGAAUUAAGGAUAAGUUUACUAUGGUUCAGAUCUGGCCUGUCCGUCAGGUGAGGCCAGUCACUGAGAAGCUUCCAGCAAUUCACCCUCUGCUAACAGGACAGCGAGUGCUGGACGCACUUUUCCCAUGUGUGCAAGGUGGAACAACAGCUAUUCCCGGUGCCUUUGGUUGUGGAAAAACUGUGAUUUCUCAGUCUCUAUCAAAGUACUCCAACAGUGAUGUUAUCAUCUACGUUGGAUGUGGGGAGCGUGGCAAUGAGAUGUCUGAAGUACUGAGAGAUUUCCCAGAGUUGACGAUGGAAGUUGAUGGGAAAAUAGAAAGCAUCAUGAAGCGAACAUCUUUGGUGGCUAAUACCUCCAACAUGCCUGUCGCUGCCAGGGAAGCUUCCAUCUAUACCGGCAUUACACUUUCUGAAUAUUUCCGGGACAUGGGUUACCACGUCAGCAUGAUGGCAGACUCCACCUCCCGAUGGGCUGAGGCCUUGCGAGAAAUCUCCGGACGGCUGGCAGAGAUGCCUGCUGACAGUGGUUAUCCUGCUUACCUGGGUGCCCGUUUAGCUUCAUUUUACGAGCGUGCAGGCCGAGUCAAGUGCCUGGGAAAUCCUGAGAGAGAGGGUAGUGUCAGCAUUGUCGGAGCUGUCUCACCCCCUGGUGGUGAUUUUUCGGAUCCUGUGACAUCAGCUACUCUUGGCAUUGUGCAGGUAUUUUGGGGCUUGGAUAAGAAGUUGGCACAGCGCAAACAUUUUCCUUCAGUCAAUUGGCUGAUUAGCUACAGCAAAUACACCCGUGCACUGGAUGAGUACUAUGAAAAGCACUUUACGGAAUUUGUGCCAUUAAGGACCAAAGCUAAAGAGAUCCUGCAGGAAGAAGAGGACCUCGCAGAAAUUGUUCAGCUGGUCGGAAAAGCAUCUCUGGCAGAAACGGACAAAAUAACACUGGAGGUGGCAAAGUUGAUAAAGGAUGAUUUUUUGCAACAGAAUGGAUACACUGCCUAUGACCGCUUUUGUCCUUUCUAUAAAACUGUUGGUAUGCUGUCAAAUAUGAUUGGCUUCUAUGAUAUGGCUCGUCAUGCAGUGGAAUCGACUGCACAAAGUGAUAACAAGAUCACGUGGGCGAUUAUUCGUGAGCACAUGGGAGAGAUUCUCUACAGGCUGAGCGCCAUGAAAUUCAAGGACCCAGUGAAAGAUGGCGAGCAAAAAAUUAAGGCAGACUACAUACAACUUUACGAAGACAUGCAAACUGCAUUCCGUAGUCUAGAAGAUUAAAAUGGGUUGUCCCUGAAAAUACUUGAAACAAAACCUGUAUUUCCCAGUAUUUAUGUUUUUGUUUUUUUUUGUUUUCCUGCAUUCCUUUUGUGUUAAUUUUGUUGUGUUGAAUGUCUGGUUAUUAAUUCACCGUUCGGACAGCCUUUGAUAGAUAUGGUUUAUUCUGAAUGUGUUUGUACAAGUGUGGGGUCUGCUUACCUGUCGUGAAAACAAGUAUCAGUAUUCUAUGUAUCUGCCAUAACUGGUAUUGUGUGCUUUUGAUUUUCUGUAAAUCACAAGUCAAGUUCAUUUUUAAACCACUGCAAAUGUGAUUUGUCCUCCAUCUUAUUUUUUUAAGCCACUGGAUAUGUGAACCCGCUGAGUUUCUCCAGCAAUUUUGUGUACAUUCAGAAUUAGCUGUUUUGAAAUGAAGUACUUCAAGUUGUGAGCAAGGUUCUGUGUGACAUUUUGCCAGAAUUAAGCUUUGGGGAAGAGGAAAAUGAGUGAUAGCAAGCAGAUCUACCAGCUUCAUUCCCAGCAUCGAUCAUUUGGUGUUAAGGAGUCGCAUGGUAAAUUUAUUUUUUAGAUUUUUCAUUAUUCAGCAAAGGAACUAAUUUGGUUUAUGCAAGUCUGUUGUAAACCCUAAAUGCAGUAGCAAAGAUAUCUUGUUUGCAAAUUAAGUAAAACACCUGUUGUUUUGGUCCCUGGUAGUGCAAGUUUUGCAUCCUUCUCUACCUUUGAUGCAACUUUAUGCAAAACACUGGUUUAGCAUUUUGUCUUGGCUCUAGCUUGAUUUACAGUAUGUUAGGCUUCUAAAUCAAAUUCCAUGUGAAAUGUACACUUUUUUUACAGUUAGCUCACUUGGAAGUUUUUCAACAGGGAUGUGCCUGUAACCUUAUGAAGUAGUCAAUACAGCAGAUCAAGCUCUAGAGUUUUGAAAAAGUCAACAAAUUUGGAAUGGUCUUGUUUUCAUUAAAUUGUGGUAGAUUCUAAAUCAAUUUAUUUGGCCAAGAAGGUUUUGGAAAGCUAUCUGUGAAGAACACCAAAUUGAGCUGCGGAAUUGGGGCAAUAAAUGUAUAAUUAAAUUUUCAACUCCCAAAUUCAUCUCUUUUGAAAAAUAGUCGCAUAAUAGUCAAAGAUGUGAGCAUGAAACAGAAUUGAAGAAAAUUGGCAGUGUAAGAAGGGAUCUAAUGAAACCAGGGUGAGUCUAAAUUUUUUAAUCCGAAAGGAGAUUUUGAGGGAUUAUGGAAUAAGUUUUUCAUACAUGGCACAAUGUACCUGUUAAAAUAACCAGUUCACACUCUGUUAGUAUUGAUGUUUCUACAUGUUUUUGAUUAACUCCAUUUAAGUUUCAGUUGUUGACCAACAUCGGAAGCUUUCUCAAUGGCAUUUCCUAAGAGCAUGCCCUUUGCCUAGAUUUUAUUUUUCCCCCCAAUGGACAACAUUUUCUAUUUGCACAAGUUAAAUUUGGUUCAUGAGUUGUGACUGACUGGUGUGUGUGACUUAAACACUAUACUUUAGGACAAGCUUCUUGGUUUCUAGGUCUGUUGGUGUUGAUACAUGAUCUCUAGUUUUAGAAUAUUAUUUUGGAGAUAACCGAUACAAUGUCACAAAUGAUUGGAUCGCCUCAUUGCUUAUGUGUCUGGUGGAAGGAUCGGCUGUUAUCUAAAAUUUGGUUAAGCACUCCUUUCUGAUUGGCGAAAGGAACUUGCUGUGAGUGAUAGUAUGAGAUAUUUCUUAAUGUGAAGAUAUAGAGAGCAGAGGAUAGUAGAUGAAAGUCAGGAUAGAACCUUCCUCCUGGACAGGAGGGGAAAAAACUGAGCUGAGUUUAAAGUGAAAAAUAUCAUCGCUAGUUAAUGCGAGUAAAUAAUUUCAGUGCAUGGUAAAGCAAUAGUUGAAUAUUUGAAGUCCCAUACUCCCAAACAAGGUUAGCAUUAGAUUGGUAUAAUUAAUGUGCAAUUAUUUGGUGUUCUAUGAAUACAGAGCAUUGCAAUGAAUUAAAAGUUAUGUCAGUUCAAUAAAAUUAUCCAGAUAAUGCAACUUAAAAAAUGUCAAUGUAAUUGCUUUCAGUCCAGUUUUGACAACCAAUUUGUAUUAUUGAAAGUAGCUGAAACAAAUCUCCAUGGAACCAACUUUGAAAUGUUUUAAAAUAUGUAAUACUUGCCAUUAUAAAAACUUAAUGUAGUCUAUAUUAUUUUUUAAAUUCGGUUGGAAGAAUCUGGCAAAAUAAGUUUCAGUCCUAUAUAAUUGCUUGCUGUUUAAACUUAAUUGUCCAUGUAAAUGGCCACGUUUUUUUCUAGAAUAAGCAAGGGAAAUAGUCCAAUUUGUAAAUAAGUUUGGAUUUGGCCCCAGGUGCUUUCAUGUUUUUUUUUUCCCCUAAAGAAAAUUGAAAGGCUGUUCAUGCAUUAGUUUCUGUGAAAAUGACAACAUUUUUGCUCUGAAAAUCCUGAAAGGGAAUCCAGGCAGGGGAAAUCAGUCUGAUCACUGCCUAGAAUAUUUGAUGUUUGGCUGAAAUGGAAAAGCGAGUGUCGAUGUUGAAUAUCUGCAGCAAAUAAAGACAUGGAACAGGAAAGGUGGUUUCUUCAUAUACAAUGUUUGUAACUGAAAAAUGCAUAUAAUUCUGAUUCUCGCUGUAGUAAAACAGGUAGUCACUGCACUUCAGUCAUUCCCUCCUAUCGACUUCAUGUCAAACCCAAUGCAGCAAAUGACAACGUGGGUGUAAUUAAUUAUCUUGCUGUAACAGAUAUUAAAACUAUAUUUGGAAUUUAAAGCAGUGAUUAAGUUGUACAUUGUGAUUAAUGUAAGGCAAUAAUUGAAGUUGUAUUUUUUCCAGUUCACUGUUCAGGAAAUGAUUUAUUGUGUGCAGCGUGGUUAAGUUUUUUAAAUUUAGUCAUUGUUCAAAAUUGUAUAAAAUAUAAACUAAUAAAAUUGUAAUGGUGUUUAA
Leucoraja erinaceus (little skate) is the source of this 4888-nucleotide messenger RNA. RefSeq names its product ATPase H+ transporting V1 subunit Ab (gene atp6v1ab). Gene Ontology annotation, molecular function: ATP binding; proton-transporting ATPase activity, rotational mechanism; ATP hydrolysis activity. Gene Ontology annotation, cellular component: lysosomal membrane; proton-transporting V-type ATPase, V1 domain. The record is from RefSeq and is a predicted model, not a curated record. Bases 112 to 1965 code for a protein of 617 amino acids. The transcript has 15 exons. Gene Ontology annotation, biological process: ATP metabolic process; proton transmembrane transport. NCBI's taxonomy places the organism in Eukaryota, Metazoa, Chordata, Chondrichthyes, Rajiformes, Rajidae.